AGUUCACCUCGUCGAAAAUUUCAACUGGAUCAGUGUUUCGAUGGAAAGUAGCAGUAUCUCUGGAACUUUCACAACUUUUCUGAUUCAUCCUGUGAAAACAUCAUAUUACAGCUCUGCAUUACUUCUGUUUUUUAGCCCCUUUCACUCAACCGCAGCUGAAUGAACAGAUCGACAGGCGUGUGUGGGAGAGCUCCGGCUUCCGGCGGUCCGUGGAUUUUCCCCUCACGUGACUCUGAUUGCUCAAUGGACGGCUGGAGUGUUCGAGCCAAGCUGUAAAGACUCGCUUUAAGAAAGACAUCAGAAGCAGCAGAGUGAAAAAUACACCUUUAAAGGUAUUGAUUGAAAGAAAUGCCUGAAAUCAAACUCAUUGACUGCUGACUCUCUCCAGGUGUGUCGGAGUCAGAGCGGCUCAGGUCUGCCUCAGGUCGUCACCGCUCCCUCGUCUCCAGACGCCGCCGCCGCCCGCCGCCCCCAUGCCUCUGCCCGUCUCGGCCCAGGUGGGCAUCGCCAUCCUGAGCCUGGCCUUCGUGCUGGGCCUCCCCGGGAACCUGUUCGUGGUCUGGUCGGUGCUGUGCCGGGUGAAGAAGCGCUCCGUCACCUGCCUGCUGGUGCUGAACCUGGCGCUGGCCGACGCCUUCGUGCUGCUGAGCGCCCCGUUCUUCCUGCGCUACCUGGCCGCCGGCCCCAACUGGGAGUUCGGCUCGGCGGUCUGCAAGCUGGUGCACUACCUGUCCAGCGUCAACAUGUACGUGUCCAUCUACCUGAUCUGCCUGAUGAGCAUGGACCGCUGGCUGGCCGUCACCCGGCCCUUCCUGUCCCAGAGGAUGAGGACCAAGCGCUCCCUGCUCUUCCUGCUGCUGGGGGUCUGGGUUCUGGCCUUCGUCCUGUCGCUGCCCAUGCCUUUCUACCGCAGCAUCCUGAAGGUCCGGCAUCCGUCCAACGCCACGCUGACCCUGUGCCACCAGUACCACUGGCAGAGCGCGGCCCACCAGGUCUUCCAGUACCUGUUCGAGACCGUCAUGGGCUGCCUGGUGCCCUUCUCCCUCAUCAACACCUGCUACAGCACCGUCAUCUGCCGCCUGCAGAACGCCAAGUUCCAGCGGCGGCGGGAGGGCAGCCGCCUCAUCCUGCUCAUCAUCUGCGCCUUCGCCGUCUUCUGGCUGCCGUACCACAUCGUCAACAUCAUCGAGGUGGUCGGCGUGCUGCAGGACAGCAAGCCGGUGCUGGACGCCGCCAAAUCCGCCCGGCCCAACGUCACGGCCUUCGCCUACUUCAGCAGCGCCGUCAACCCCAUCCUGUACGUGUUCGCCGGCAGCUCGCACAUCCGGCAGGCCGGCCUGAGCUUCAUGGGCCGGCUGCUGGAGGCCACCAACUCGGAGAGCCGCAGCGCCUCCACCUCGCGCCGCACCGGCUCCACCCGCGACGACGGCUCCGUGCUGCACACGCUCUCCGUCAAGCUGGGGAACCCCUUCAAGGGGCGGGGCAAGGAGCGGAGCGACAGCGUCCCGGACGGCGAGCCCGAGCUCCGGACGCUGGCCACGACUGAGCCGCUGGAGUAGAACCCGUCCGGCUCUGCGGAAACACUCCUGAGACUCAACGGGAAAAACUCUCUGCUGUGUCGACUGAAGAAGGAAAGCAGAGUUUAGAUCAGUCCAACAGAAACAGAGCAGAGCGUCGGCUCAAAGGCGAUCUGGGUUGAAUCUCGGCUGUCUGGGCCGUCGUCUCUCCUGUGGUUCGGUGGAAAGGAAGUGAUUCACAGGAAGUGCUGCGCAAAGAUUAGCUGAGCGAAGUCAGAACUGAACCAACGGCUGAGUUCAGUUUGAUUUGUUUCCCAACUAUAUUCCUGUUUAAAAAAGAUUCAAUGAGUAAAGGAAAGUAAACAGUUAAUAUCUGUAAAUCUAAACUAUGACUCUUCACUCUGUUUAUAUGGCUUCAGUUCACAUAAUAGAGAGAAAAAAUCCUUUUUUUUUUUUUGGACCAAACUGUGGUCGGUUAAUCUAUACAUACAUAACUUUUUUUGUGAAUGUUUUAAAUUUCUGUAUAUAUUUAAUAAAUAAAUAAAUAAAUAAAUAAAUGUGUUUUUAGUGGAUGUGAACAUUUUGUUAAUUUAACUUUGAAUCCAUGAUGACUGUAAAACGCUUCAGACUGUCAUGAACAUUUUAUAAAACACAACUUUUUGUUUUUAUUAUUGACUUUUUUCUACAUAAAAUAUUAAAGGCUUGACUCUGG
Messenger RNA from Salarias fasciatus (jewelled blenny), 2229 nucleotides. It is a transcript of the gene ltb4r, whose product is annotated as leukotriene B4 receptor. Bases 474 to 1559 code for a protein of 361 amino acids. The transcript has 5 exons. Gene Ontology annotation, biological process: complement receptor mediated signaling pathway; phospholipase C-activating G protein-coupled receptor signaling pathway; positive regulation of cytosolic calcium ion concentration. Gene Ontology annotation, cellular component: plasma membrane. Gene Ontology annotation, molecular function: complement receptor activity; leukotriene receptor activity. The record is from RefSeq and is a predicted model, not a curated record. Lineage: Eukaryota; Metazoa; Chordata; Actinopteri; Blenniiformes; Blenniidae.